Stegostoma tigrinum is the source of this 20280-nucleotide messenger RNA. RefSeq names its product nesprin-2. The record is from RefSeq and is a predicted model, not a curated record. The transcript has 97 exons. Gene Ontology annotation, cellular component: membrane. NCBI's taxonomy places the organism in Eukaryota, Metazoa, Chordata, Chondrichthyes, Orectolobiformes, Stegostomatidae. Gene Ontology annotation, molecular function: protein binding. The coding region runs from base 49 to 18171 and encodes 6040 amino acids.
CUGUAAUCUUACAGACAGUAGAAAGUAUUCAAAGACAUAUUUGGUACGAUGCGAGUAGCCCUAAAAGGCAAAGACUCUACUGAAGAACCAAAGUCAACUGAUGAGGGGCCGGGAAGGAUGUUGUCUGCAGGUCCUGCACCUACAUCAGAGCAAGAGGAAGGAGCUGACAUCGACAAUGUGAAGUGUGUGUUGCAAGCUGAACAUGAAGAGGUUCAAAACCGGACUUUCACAAACUGGGUUAAUGCACAACUGGCAAAGCACGAGACCCCAUCUGCCAUUCGGGACUUGUUCCAGGAUCUUCAGGAUGGACACAGGCUCUUGGAUUUACUGGAGGUUCUCUCAGGACAGCAGAUGGUACGUGAGAGAACUCAGUCCAAUCCUAUUCACUGGAGGAGCAACAUCACAACUGCUCUCAAUUUUUUAAGGAGUAAAUCGGUAAAGUUGGUGAACAUUAAUGUUCCAGACAUUGUGAAUGGGAAACCUACCAUCAUCUUGGGGCUGAUUUGGUCCCUUAUAGUAUAUUUCCAGGUUGAGAAACUUACUAGUGGUCUCGCAUCGAGGCAGAGCCUUGUGGAGCCUUCACCUGCUUUGAAUUCCUCACCGGCAGCAUUAUCCCCGCAGAGAGGGGAAGCGCCGAUCCAUUUAGGAAAGAAAAUGUCAGCAAGAACAUCUUUACUGCAGUGGGUUCAGGAAAAAACAGAGGCCCUGGGAUUCACUGUCCAAGAUUUCAGCUCCAGUUGGAGAAAUGGCUUGGCUUUUGUUGCCAUUAUUAAUGCUCUCCGACCUGGCCUGCUGGAUCUGCAGGAACUCAAGCAGAGGCCGGACAUGGAGAAUCUGGAAAUGGCGUUCAAAGUUGCAGAACAGGAGCUGAAAAUCCCCAGGCUACUGGAAGCAAAGGAUGUUGCCGUUAGCAAUCCUGAUGAGAAAUCAAUAAUAACCUACAUUUCACAAUUCCUGCAGUAUUCCAAGGAGCAUGCAGAAGCCGAGGAAGCAGUGGGCACUGAAGCACUAGGUGCCAAACCAGCCCAAGUGGAUGAGGGCUCAGUGUCAGAAGCUGAUGUCAAGAGGGACUUUGAUGUAUCGAGAAGACAGAUCGAAGCGUGCAUCGAGGGAGCCAUGCAGUUUCUUAAGGACAGAGGCUCCCCACAGGAACUCAUUGUGAAGCAUCAGGAAACAAUCAGGAGAUUUGAUUCUGGGAUCUAUGAACGUUUUCUUGAAGCAACAGAUAAAAUCAAAGUUAUUUUAACUCCUGAGAAGAAGCGAAUUGUUGACGAAAUGCAGGCGGAGCUCUGCCAAAACUGGGAGAAAGUGCGCUCAUUGGUUGAUUUACAUCUGCAUCAGAUGAAGUCUGAGGUGGAGCAGAAUAAAUUCAAUGUGGCCCAUCAGGAGUGUGAAGCCCAGCUGGGAAUGGUCAGCUCCCACCUACAGCCCUGUCUCGAAGCGCACCAGGUGGGCACUGAAGCACUAGGUGCCAAACCAGCCCAAGUGGAUGAGGGCUCAGUGUCAGAAGCUGAUGUCAAGAGGGACUUUGAUGUAUCGAGAAGACAGAUCGAAGCGUGCAUCGAGGGAGCCAUGCAGUUUCUUAAGGACAGAGGCUCCCCACAGGAACUCAUUGUGAAGCAUCAGGAAACAAUCAGGAGAUUUGAUUCUGGGAUCUAUGAACGUUUUCUUGAAGCAACAGAUAAAAUCAAAGUUAUUUUAACUCCUGAGAAGAAGCGAAUUGUUGACGAAAUGCAGGCGGAGCUCUGCCAAAACUGGGAGAAAGUGCGCUCAUUGGUUGAUUUACAUCUGCAUCAGAUGAAGUCUGAGGUGGAGCAGAAUAAAUUCAAUGUGGCCCAUCAGGAGUGUGAAGCCCAGCUGGGAAUGGUCAGCUCCCACCUACAGCCCUGUCUCGAAGCGCACCAGGUGGGCACUGAAGCACUAGGUGCCAAACCAGCCCAAGUGGAUGAGGGCUCAGUGUCAGAAGCUGAUGUCAAGAGGGACUUUGAUGUAUCGAGAAGACAGAUCGAAGCGUGCAUCGAGGGAGCCAUGCAGUUUCUUAAGGACAGAGGCUCCCCACAGGAACUCAUUGUGAAGCAUCAGGAAACAAUCAGGAGAUUUGAUUCUGGGAUCUAUGAACGUUUUCUUGAAGCAACAGAUAAAAUCAAAGUUAUUUUAACUCCUGAGAAGAAGCGAAUUGUUGACGAAAUGCAGGCGGAGCUCUGCCAAAACUGGGAGAAAGUGCGCUCAUUGGUUGAUUUACAUCUGCAUCAGAUGAAGUCUGAGGUGGAGCAGAAUAAAUUCAAUGUGGCCCAUCAGGAGUGUGAAGCCCAGCUGGGAAUGGUCAGCUCCCACCUACAGCCCUGUCUCGAAGCGCACCAGAUGUUCUUUUCUGAAGGCAGCAGUUUGGCUCAAGAACAACACCUGGUAGCGAUGAGGCAACUGCGUGAUGGCAACGCUGAUGCUGAAGCUAAUGCCACGCUGCAGUCCUGUGAGGAUUGUGGGAAUGAGCUGAAUGAAUGGCUCUGUAAACUUAAUUCGUGGCCCCAGGACCCAGUCCGGUCACCAGGGACAGGGGAAUUGCAGACCAACUGUCAAACUGAAGCUGAUCUGACUGAAGCUGCAACAAGAAACGGACCCUCUCAAUGGGCAGGAAGGGGAGCGGAUCAGGCUGAUGACCUGGGGAGUGAGGAUUCACCUGAGCCUGUGACAGAGGUAGCUCAGGCUUUCACACAGCACAGAGCAGCGGAACACAGAAGCAACAUCCUGGCUGAUACUGAAGCAAAUAAAAUUCCUGGACCAUGCACAGAGUGGAUUGGAAUUGAAGACUUUGGCAGGGAAGGGCAAACUCAAUCAAUCCAAGGGACUCUAAGUAGGAAUCUGCAGAGGGACUGGUUACAAAGAGGGGCCUGUCUGCCUGAUGGAGAGUCUCCUGCUACUAUGAAAGGAGAAUGUCCUGGUCAGCAGUACGGCGUAUAUCAGAGACUGGACACUGACCCUCCUGAUGUGAACUCUGCUCGAUUACUGAUGCAGUCUUCAACGAGUGAGGGUCAGAGCCCUGACCAGCCAAUGGGCAGUCAUGCUCACUUAGUGCCAAUUUCUUCCAGAAGCCAAGCUGCUGCCAACGAUCCUGGUCAAGCAGCCAAAUAUCUCCUGAUGGGAAAACGUGAGAUGGAAAUGUUUCCAAAAGUGGACGUCACUCACUUGGGGGAAGAGCUGCUGAGUGGCCAAGGCAAAGGGGAGACCACACACAUGGGAAGGUCAGGGCUGUCAGUUUCAGCAUUUCCCAGUGAGCAGCACCAGGAUGGCCCACCAACAGAUGGCUGCUUCACUCAGUCACAGAGAGGGAGCUCAGGGCAGAAUGUCCUGGUCACAGCUCUAGCAGAGAAACCCGCUCCAGAGACCUUUAUGGUUCUCAGUGUGGAGCAGCAGGCUAAGCAUCAACAAACAGAGGCAGUUGUUGAAUUGGGCAAAGAGUGUCUUACUGAAGAUCUCAGUGUGACAGGAAGAGAUCGGUGUGAAGACCCCCCUCUGUGUGUGAAAGUGUGCCUGUGUGAACAAGGACGAGUUGACAAACCAACUGGACACGCAGUUUUGAAAUGGCCAGUAGCAGCUCGGGACCAAUCACACAUCACUGACACUCGAGAGAGAUUAUUUGGUAGAAAACAGGAUGAAAGCCUCACGUUAUGUGACAAAGAAUCGCUGACUGGAGCAGAUCAGACAGAUCCCAGCACGAUGAAAGAUUCAGUAGACCUCGAUGGAGCGAUACAGAGGGAGCAGGAGCAGGCAGGAGAGGGUCAGAGUGAAGGAAACCAAACCCGAAUCAGAGAGUUACCUGCUUACGGUAACCCAGCGUUUGUGACUGAUCAAGAGCGCACAAUCUCUGCACCAACAGAAAGUACAGUUCAACACACAAAAGAGUAUUCCAGUGGAGAAGACCAGGCUUAUGGCCUACCUUUGGAGGGCAUUCAGAAAUCACCAACAGUCUCUGUGAGUGAAAUGGAAUUCACUAGAGAUGAAUCAAGACAAAGUCCCGCACAAUUAUCAACAUCAUCUCCAGUUAGAGAAGACAGGCCUGGCUAUCAAACAAAGGAGAGCUCUGGUCAGUUUUCAGAACUGGUCCUGAGUAGUAGAGACAUUGACGUUAGUGACCUCCCAGGAGAGAAUUCUGGGCAGUUACUCCCAGCCUCUCUCAGUGAAGAGGAAACCCACGCUGACCUGACAACAGAAGACUCAGCUCAAUCUGGAAGAGAGUGUUUGAGGGAGAAAGAGCUGAACGUGCUUGAGGCAGAGAGUAUUCCUCGCUCAGAGGCAGAGCUUCGAUCAGGGAAAGUACAGACAUUGGGCCCACAUGGAAUAGACUCUACAGAAUGUCAGAGGGAGGGAGAACAUGGCGAUAGGAUGGCCACAGGGUCUUCUGCCCCUUUGAUGACCAUGAGUCUAAGUGCACAACUCCAGGGUGACAGCCCGGCCAUGGAGGAUUCAGCAGCACAGUCAGUAGAGUGUCUGAGUGAGAGAGGUCAGGCUGAUGGCCCAGUGAGUGAUGUCUCUCCUGGAGCAGUGACAGAACCACCGAGUGGGGAGAAACAAACUGAGAUCGCAAUAGCUCAGGAUGCUGUGUGUUUGGUGAGAGCGACAGAGGGCCAAGCUGAGGAGAUCCAAGAGAGUAUGAGUGUUGGAAAAUUGGGUGAAGACCUCACUGUGUUUGAGGAGGAAUCGCUGAUUGGAACAGAUCAGACUGAUCCCAGCAAUAUGAAAGAUUCUGUGAAUGUGGAAGAAAUGAGGGAACAGAAACUGACAAAGGGGCCUGGACAAGGAGCAAUGGCUGAUAUGGAUGAGGCAUUUGGCCUCCCGAAAGAGGAUUCUGACCGGUUACCUAUCAGUGUAAAACGUGAAGACCUCACUCUGCCUGAUGGAAGGCCUGUAACUGGAGCAGAACAGACCAUUACCUGCAGCAAUGUGUAUUCACUAGACUGGGAAAGGCUGAAACUGAGGGAACAUGAGCAGACUGGUGGCCCAGGGAAAGCUGUGGCCAAUUUUCCUGAAGCAGAAGGUUUGACUGAGAGAGCGCAGGCUGUUACUCUGCUGAGUGUGGAUUCCGAACCAUCACAAGAGUCUCUUUUUAUUCACAAUGGUGCCCAGGCCGUCAUUCCAUCAGAAGAAAUGUUUCUCCGUGAACCACCUGUUGCCCCUGAGUAUGGAACGUCGAUGUGUUUCGUGGGAGAGCCAUGGAGCCAGGAGGAGGAAGAAAGGGCAGAUUUUGCUGAGUCAGCAGUGCUGUUUCAAAUCGCAGACCAUCAGACCACAAUCCCAGAGAGACAUGUCUUUCCGCGCAGAACACAGGUGCCUCAGAGAUCCAAAGAAAUGGAAGAUUCUGCCCAAUCGGUGAGUUCCUCUUCAAAUCCAGAGAGACAGCUACCAGCUGAUUCUGCAGAGACACUUGUCACAACAUUUUGUGGAGACCACGCAACACAAGAUGAAGGUGUGCUGAUGGGAAAGGAGUCUGUGAUGACUCCGAAAUGGCCACUUGGCAAUUUUUCCCAGCCACAAGUGGAAUAUUUAGCUCAGAGUAACUUGGCGGGAGACACAAUGAGGGAGGAUUUCUGGAAACCAGCACACAGGACUGAACAGGAGUUGGCGGGAGCUCUGACCUCGAGCUUGGUGGACCCCGGUGAAAAGGGGCAACAAGAUAAUGGGACUCAAGAGGAGGAAGACCAAAGCACAGCAGACAUUGGAAGACAGGACCACAAUAUAAAUACAAGGAAUGAGCUUUCUGAAAGAGACAGCUCCCUGAGGAUCGCCUUCACUGCACUGGAAUCAGUGGAGAAACAGAUUCUGUCAUUACACAGCUCGCUGCUGGAGUUUCAAAACAAGCCAAAAGUCCUGACAGGAUUCAACAUAAAGCAUGAGCCUGAACUACAGAUGCUGAAAAAUCUUCAAGCUCAGGUUAAGUCCCAGACUGGAAGCUGCGAAGACCUGCAGAGCAGACUGAGUGAGACCAACAUUGUGUUAGAGCCGAUGGAUCAGUGUGCAGUGUCUGCUGUAGCUACUGGUCACAUCCAACGGUGUCAGGAGAUCGGCGCAGCAGCACAGCUCACUGAGGAGGCUCUGCUCACUCUUGUGGAGUUCCUGCAGUUAUUACGACAAGAGGGAGCAUCGCAGGAUGGUUGGCCUAGGUCAGAGGAGGAGGAGGAGACCAGGCUGCUCCAGGAUAGAGCUCUGGAGUUAGACAAGACCUUGGCUGCAGUGAAGAUUUGCCUGGUGGAUGGCAGUUCUGGUGAGAGGACUUGCUGCCUGGAUCUAGUUUCAUCACUGGGAUUAGAAGCUGCCAAGCUGGGACUGGGAAGGCAGCCUGGAGUGACCCAAGAAGAGUUACAUCAAGCAUUCUGCACAAGGCAAAGCCAUUUCAUCAAAGAUGUGCAGGAAAUUGAAAAGAGAGCUGGAGCACUUUGGUUAAGUGAAGCUACAUUCCCUGGAGUGCAGUGGAGGCUGCGGUCUCUAAAUGAUCUGGACACUGAACUGAAAUCAAAAGCAUCCGAGCUGAGAUGCCUGAUGGAGCAGCUGACUGUAGUGAAUCCUGCUCUCACAGAAGAGGCCCAGGAGCUUCUGUCCAUAGCACAACAUGUCUUUGAAGAGACAGAGAGGAAUAUCCAUGAUAGGCAGGACCAAUGCCACGUGCUAAUGGCCUUUCUGAGGGAGUAUCAAAACUACAAGAAGGAACUGACAGCUACGAUUCAGAAAGGAGCAGCUGUCCUUCCAGGGCACACAUCUUACAUGGGAAAGGGAAAGCUGCAAAGGCUAAAGAGUGAUAUUAAUGACGUAAAACGAGAGUUCGACAGCCAGCAGGGGAAAGUGGAUAAAUUGAGAAAGGUUUGUCGCCAUCUGCAGUCAGAGCUGAAGAAAGUUAUGAAUUGCAAUUCCUUACCGUUCCAGGCCGAAGCAGAGAAUCUGUUGGAUCAAUGGUUGGAUGAGUCAGAGAGACUGGACACCUACAGCUGUAACUUGGAGCAAGCCCUGAGCCUAUGGGAAGAUGUAAGUGAGGGUCGCUCACGGCUGCAAGAGGGUGUGAAAGGCAGGUUAGAGGCUCAGAGGAUGAGUGCGAGCGCACAGGAGCUCACAAUGCUAGAGGAUGAGAUUCUGUCCCAGGAGAAGGAGAUGCAGAGUUUCCAGGAGAAAGCAGUGAGAAUUCAGGAGCUGCUUGGUUGGGAAGAAAUCCCGCUGGAAUUGCAGGUGGAGUCUACAGUGAAGAAGAGAAUAGAACAGGUGAAACACACCAACAAACAGCCCAAUACCAUGGACAAGGAGACAACUGCACAUCUCGGCCACUCAGCAGCCAAGCAUGAACCAGCGGGAGUUCCUUCUGAGAGUGAUGGCAGACAAGAUACUCCCCCGUUGUCUCACAACAGAGAGGGCAUUGCUGUCCAUACGUGUGGGUCUGGAGUCACAUGGAGGCCAGACCAGGGGGCUCUUCCUGCCUUUGAGUUCAAGGUCGAAGAUCAACAGCAUUCCCCACGUGCUCUGGGCGGCCAUGAGGAGCUGCUUCAGGGUGGGGAAGAUCCCAGAGGAUACAGUGAUGAUGAUGUCACACCCAUAGCAGAGGAACUGCCGGAGACGCCCCGUCCACAGCCAGAGAGGAGUCAGGAGUCCGGCAAGGAUGAGCUACACCACGGUGAGACCGAACCACGGCGGAGACAGCGUGAGGCAAGCGCGGAGGAAACACAGGCAAAAAGGCGCAGGGAAUUGUGGUCAGUGCAGACGGAGCGGGACCAGGAUAACCAGCCAGCAGCUAAAACCCCACUGCACCCACAGGAGACAAAACUGGAGGGGCCGGAGAAGUACCCAGAGAAAUUGAGAGAACAUGUGACAAGCUGCCAGAAACUCGCAGAAUACCUCGACAGCCUGGAGACAACCCUCAAAGCUUCUGCAGCCCAGAUCCCAACUUCGUAUAAAGCAGCCAUUGAGCAAGGGGAAAAGCAAAUGGCACUGGGAAGAGAAAUCGAUUGCAUUGAGCAGAAAGUGUUGGAGCUUAGGGACAAGGCCCAUGAUUUGGAGGGGAUCAGUGCUUCCCACAAUGAGGGAUCUGUCAGCCAGGCUGUGUCAGGACUCUCUGAGCAUUGGCUGCGUCUCCGAGAUUCGGCAAGAGAGCAGGAACUACGCUGUGCAGGCCUCAGGGAGGAAUGGAAAAGCAUCAGUGAACAGAUUGAUCGAGCCACGAUUAUCCUGGAUCACCUUCAGGAUGACCUCCCCGAUGGUCUGUGGGAACAAGCUCCAAUGUCUGAGCUGUUGGCGCUAGAGGAAUCCACUCAUCAUUACCAUGACGAUCUGUCCCACCACCAAUCAGCUCUGGGGGUACUGUUCCAGCGGGUAGCCCACAUCCUGAAUGGCCAGGAGCCACUGGACCCAGCUGCAUCAGUGCCCAUCCUUCAGGAACUGCAAAUGAUGCAGGAUCGUUGCAAGAGUCUGGUGCGGAAAAUCGAGAAGAACCAACAGGACAUUGAGGAAGAGGUACGGGAACGGGAGAAAACUCUCCGAGAGAUGAACAGCAUUGAUGAUUGGCUGCAACAAGCAAAUUCCCAGCUAGACAACACGGAAUUACACUGCGAUGGAAGGCCAGAAACCGACCUGGAGCAGCUGCGAGCAGCAGCGAAUGCACGGCGCCAGGCAAUGGCAGAGCUUAGCAGCCAGCUGAGGAACAGAUACUCGGAGCGGGACGUUCCGUCAGGGAUUGUGGCUCAUGUCCAGGGGACCAGUGCGGCACUGACAGAUGUUGAAGCCAAGCUGCAGGCACUGGGUCCCCAGGUCAGCGCGAGCCAGGAUCUGAGCCACAGGAUUGUAUCUGUAACGGCUGGACUUCACAGUGUAGAGAAGAUGCUGCAGCAGUGCUCCAAAACACAUACUGAGGCAAGGAGUCUACAAAAGAAGGUGUGGUGCGCGAUAGAUGAGUCGCACUCGGUUCUAUCGAAGCUCGAAGCCGAGGUGCAGGAGCUGGCACAGCAGGAUCCCGGGGCGGCUCAGCGGCUGAUGGAAAACCUGCUGGAACCACUGCAGCUACACCAGCUUGUAUCACACAGAGCAGAGCACACAACUGCCCUCCUCAACAAGAUUCCUGACUGCCUGGAGGAAUACAAACAGAUCACUGACUCGACACUGGUGUGGAAUGACAGUGCCGUGUCUCUGUUCUCCAACAAAACGGACUACACAUCGGCCAAGACAGUCAGUAAACUGCUCCUAGCUUUCCAGGUGCUGGCAGAGACUGGCAGACAGAAGCAGCAUGGUCUGCAAGAUGCUGAGCUCAGACUGAAGGAGCUGUCUGUGCUUUACGACAUGGAGCAGAUGAUGAAGCGACUCAGUGAGCUGCAGAAAGGAAUAUCUACCCUGCAACAAGACAUUGACCAGCAGCUGGCUAUGCUAGAACACGCAGCGAUGGAACUUGGUGAUCUGGAAUCAGAAGUGAAAAACAUUGAAAAUAAACUUUCGAAAGUUAACACCAUCCUGUCCUCGAUCAACCUGUGUGACCUCCCGAUCAUCGAGCAUUUGGAGAACAGACAGAUAAUCCUGGAGAAUCUCAAGGAGAUGAAGGAGCUGCUUGGAAUGAUGGAGCAGUGUAAGGAGACGCUGGGAAUACCACAAGAAGCAAUUUGUACAGUAGAGGUCUUCACCAAGAUUCAGCGGCUGUCUGUAGAACUCGCCCGUUUACAGGAGGUGACAAUCCAGCAAAACACCAUGUUACAGUCACUGUUGGAAAAGUUACAGGAAUAUGACACAGAGAUGGAGAGGUUACAGCAGAUGGGUGAGCUUUAUGUUGGAACACAAGGCGAGAGUCUCGCCAGUCUGACGGAGCAGAGGGAGUCACUGUUGAACAAUGCACAGGAAGCAUUCACUCGGCUUAUGCAAGAGGAACCGAAGGGUGAGAAGCUGUCUGAUGACAGCAGCAGAGAGAAACAGCAGACGCCCACAGCCCUGAACAACCUCACAACGGAUUCCAAGGUCUCCGCUGAUGGCAAGCUGCCUUUCUUGAUGGAGGAGGAUGAGGAGCCUGAGGAAGAUGAGGAUGUUGUGAGGUCAGGAGAGAGAAACCAAACCCCGGUGCCAGCAGUGGCUCCCUCGCUGUUGCUGCUGGAGGAUCUCCAUAUGUGCCAGGACCAAGUGGCUGCUCUGCAGUGUUGGUUGGACACAGUUCAGGAAUCAUUGGGAAAGUGCGCUGGGGACCAGAAGAUGCACCGGGAUGUGGAAGAGCAUCUGCUGCAGUCACGGAGUGCACUGCUGGAGAUUGAGGAGAAGGUAUGUGAACUGGCCGGGGCGGGCCAGGAAGGCACCAGCUCUAUCCAGCCUGACCUCGAGAUCCUCUCCCACCGCCUGGGGUCUUUAAAAUGCAGCCUGGUGACGUUCCAGGCUAAACUACAGGAUGGACAGGUGGGACCUGCCAAGGAGAUCAUGCCAGCUGAUGGGGCAGUCUGCCACACAUUGCCCACUGGCCAGCCAACCUCUGCUGCUAUGAAACCCAAGCUCUCGAGACAGGACAGCCUGCAGCAGCAGAAGGAACUGGAGGUAGAGCUGGUCCAACACAGACACCUCACAGAGUACAUUGCACUGCAAGUUGACAGGAUGAACCGACAGAUACACAGCAGCGAGGAGCGGGAGGCAGCUGAGCCCAUCUCCAGCCCCUCCACGGAUACCCUCCAGCUCACUGGCACAAUGAUGGCAGAACCACCAGGGGUGCCCAGCCACAGCGAUCGAGUGGCUGCAACCUGGCAAUGUCUCCAACAAGAAAUGGAGGGCCGUCUGAAGCUUCUGGAAGAUUCUCUGCAGCAAGGCUUGGGGUCACAGUUAUUGAUCACAGCUGGGACUGUACACAGUGUCCAUGGAAUCUCAUCACCGUCACCGUCACCGGCAGCAGCAGAGGAGCUGAGUAUGUUAGUAACCCAGCUCGGUCAGCUGGCUCGAGAAGCAGCUGCUAUCCCCACACAGGGGCAGGUCGGUGUGAAUCCGGGUGAGUGUGUAACGUCGGAGAAACGCUUGCAGGAUACCACUGUCCGGAUCAAUCAGUGGAUAGAUGCUGCGGAGGAAGGAAUCUGCUCUUCCAACUCGAUACCGUUUGAUGAAGCAGAAGAGCAGCUGGAGCAUCACCAGCUACUGGCAGUCACUUUGGAGAAAGUUAGCGCUGAGAUGAGCGAGCAGUGCUCUGUACUGGAACAGCCACACCAGUCCGCGGAGCGGAUUAGCCCCCUGGCCCGACAGUGUCUGGCCACUUUACAGAGUAGGCUGAAGCUGCUGCAAGCUGCAUACUCCGCAGUGGGCCAGUUACUGACCGCCAGAGUGAGAGAGAUCACCCAGUAUCAGGAUCGGCUGAGGCAGUUCGAGGCUGCCUUGUUGGAGAGGAGGAUGAAGGUUCGGAACCAAUGUGCAGCACAGAGCACCAGCGACCAACUUUGGUUGAUUGAGAAGAUGGAGUGUGAUCUGGAACCUGUUGAUGCUGAGUUACUGGCUAUGAUUGCAGAGGGACAGCAAUAUGACCUGGAGACCACUGCAACUGAGGAUCUCUGCAAGCUGCAGGAGAUCCUCACUGGUAUUCGCGCGUGCCUGAGCGAACGCUGGGGACAGGUCCAGCAAACCACAUUGGUCCCCAGUCAGUAUGAGAGGCUGCUGCAGGCUCUCCUGGGCUUGGUCAACGAUGGACAGGAGAAGCUUUCCCAGGGGACGAGACUCCUCUCCAAAAACAUUGGUGACCUACAGAGCCAGCUACAGAGCCAUAAGCUUUUCUUCUCUAGGCUGGCAAAUCAUCUGAUUUUGGUGGACCAGUUUUCUCAGAAUGUUCCAGAAUUUACCAUCACUCGCAACAGGGACCUGUGGCUGGAGCUGGUUGAGGGAGUGUCUGCUCUGCAAGCACGGGCUCUGGUUCAUGGAAUCCGGCUGGAAACUGCUGCCCAGGCCUGGUCAGAAUUUGAGGUGGACCACUCCUCCCUGAUGAAGGAGCUGGAGCUGUUGAAGUCUGCAGUCCCGACCGUUGGACUCGUGGAAGAGACAGAGGAGAGAUUGUCUGAACGUGUCAGCUCCAUUCAGAUAAUUAGGAGCAGCCUUAGUGGGAUGCAGGCCCGAGUGGAGCAGAGCCUGAGCAGUGGGCAGGCUCUCCUGGGUGUUGUGAGCUGCCCAGAGCUGGGUGCCCAGAUCCACAACCUGGAGGAAAGCUGGUUCUCCCUGAACAACCAGGUCAAUCACCAACUGCAUCGACUGGAGAAGCUUCUAGAACACUGCACACGGUUUCAGCACCAGAGCUACCAGGUUUGCCAGUGGUUGGCCUCGGCCCGGAACAGUGUGAGUUACUGGGAGCAGGAGUCUGUCAGCCUGCCCUCGAGCCCAGAGUCCAGCGACAACCAGCUCAAACUCUUCCUCGAAUUCUGGAAGGAGGUUAAUGGCAUGUCCUCUCCGAAGAGUGCAGUGAUGAGCACAGGGACCCAGCUGCUGGCGCUGAAGCAGGCUGAGAGUGGUGCCCUCCGAACACACUUGGCACAGCUUGAGCAGGAGUGGGCAUAUCUCGUCGCCCAGCUGCCGGGCAUCCAGGAAAAACUGCAUCAGCUCCAGGUGACUGUGUUACCCUCACGGCAGGCUAUUGCCCAGCUGACAGCAUGGAUCCAGGAUGCAGGGAGCUCAAUGCAGGAGAAUGGGCCAUUGACCCAACCCCUGGAUAGCAGCUCUCGGGUGAAGCUCCUGCUGCAGAAGUACAAGGAUUAUCAGAUGGAAGUGAACUGUCGGCAGCUCAUGGUGGAUUUUGUGAAUCAGUCAGUGCUUCAGAUGAGCAGUCAGGACGUGGAGAGUGAUCGCUACGAGAGGACAGAGUUUGCGGAGAGCCUGGGAGCUCUGAACUUCCGGUGGCAGAGACUGACCCAAGAUCUGAGCAGGAAGAUCCUCGACUUGGAGAUGCUGUUGGAAUCCUGGACAGAAUACGAGCGCAGUGUGAAGUCCGUGGCUAGUUGGCUCGAGGUGCAGCAGGACCGACUCAGUAAGAAUCGGGAAGCCUGCAGCCAGACAGCAAUAGGAAAGGCACUGACCGACUGCCAGGAACUCGGAGAGGGCCUGAAAGUGAAGGAGGUGGAGUUGGAAACACUGAGACAGACAGUUCCGCAGGUGAUAGAGAGCGGUGUCCCAGAAACGCCAACCAGUGUCACACAAAAACUGGACAAACUGCAGGACUCACGGAGGCAGCUGGACGCUGAGGUGAGCCAGCUUCAGUCCAUUCUCAUCUUCCGACAGCAGCUGUGGGGAAUGUACCAGGACUCGUACGAGCAAAUUAACGGGAACAUUCUGAAGGCUCGCUACACCUUGGAGCACUGCACACCUCUCUACAGUUCAUUGGAAUCUGCCAAGAUUCAGCUGGAGAGCUUACAGACUCUGCAGGUCAGGCUGGAAGGCGGUGAGGAGAGCUGGAGAAAAUUCCAGGAGGUUUCGCAGAACCUGAGGCAGGAAUGCUGUCCUGCACUAGCACAGCAGCUAGACAAUAGAUGUGACGACACCCACAGCAGGUGGAUCCACGUUCAGCAGGAGAUUACAGAGCAGCUUCGCUCAGCAGGGACUCUGUGCCAUCUCUGGCAGCAGUUUGUUGAUCAUUACCAUCGCACCUCGGCCACGCUGCGGACCUUAGAGGAGCGCUGCUGCCCGCUGCUGCCUGAGAUUUCACCGGAGGACGGUAACCUCGAGAAACUGCAAUCCCGGCUCACGCAGACUCAGGAAUCGCUGGGUGAGCUCCGUACUCUCCGGGAGGAGGCUUCCCAGGUCGAUGCUGCCGCCGAGGGACUGAGGCGAGGACUAGACGCAUCUUCAUCUGCAGCGCUGCAAGCAAAUCUUCACAACCUGUCGGGAAGGGCGUCCCACCUGGAAGCACUUCUAUCCGUGAAAAUUCCAGAAAUUCAGGGCCUGAUGGAGCAGCACGAGGAAUUCCAGCAGGGUUUAUGGGCCCUGGAAACGCUGGUGAAUGAGUCCGAAGAGGUUCUGAAAUCAAAUGACUUCAGCCCUGAGAAACCGGAACCUUUCUGCCUCGAGAUAUUGAAGGCUCAAACGCUGAGAUUGAGCGGCACCUUGCAGCACCUGGAAGCUUUGAAACGUCUGAGCUGCCGUCUGCCGCUCGACGGCCUGGAUUACACACGGUUUCAGGCCCUGAACCGCCGAUGGUGCCUGGCUCGUGCGACAGCUGUGGACCGCUGCAGUAAACUACAGGCCAUUAUGCUGCAAGAAGAGAGCUUCAGUCAGAAGUGUGAGCACUGGAGGCAGUUUCUGGAGAGGAUGGAGGAGGCACUGAUGAUCGAUGUUGCUGGCAGCUAUGAGGGUCUGAAAGAACAACAGAAAACCCACGAGCUUUUUCAGGCAGAGGCUUCAAUAGCACACCAGAUCCUUGAUUCAAUCAUUCAGGAGGCCUACCAUCUGAUUCCAAGCAGUGAUGCCCAGGACAGAAGGACCUUUGUCCUGAAUCUCUCAGCGCUGAAGGAACGUUGGUGCAGAUUGGUCCAGAAAGUCUGGCAACGCCAACACCUCAUCACCACUCUCACCAACCAGUGGUGUCGUCACGGCAACUCUGUGGCCAGAAUCCGUAAGCUGCUCACCGACACCUCAAACAAACUGCAGGCCAUGGGCGAUCUACGCAGUUACAGCCUGCACCAGCUCUGGAUGUUGCUUGAGGGUGUGAAGCACCAAGGUAGGAAACUCCAGCAGUUGGAGCCGCGCAUGAUGCGGGCCCUAGAGGUGGGGAAAGAGCUCGAGGCAGCAGCUGAUUCUUCCACACAGGCAUCGCUCCAGGACCAACUGUGCCAGCUCCACGAUGCCUGGGACUCCACCAACCUACAGCUCACAGACACAAGGGACAAACUGACCAACAUCAUCAAGAUGUGUGACAGAUGUGGGGAGGAGGUAACCGUAUUGGGUCUCAAACUCCAAGAAUUCAGAACAGAUUUGAAACGGGAGCUGCCCUGCUCCAGUGAGGACCUACAAAAAGAGCAAAAUAAACUUCAGCAGGAGCUGGGAGGGCCGAUGCGAUGCUGGGUGAAGGGGCUUGCCGAGUUGAGCACCGUGAAAGUAGCACUUGGCAAAUACCUUAUUCCGGAUGCGGUGAUUGGAUUCCAGGAGCAAGUAGCAAUCCUGGAGAGCCAUUGGGAACUACUGCAGCUGUCUGCGUCCUUGCGAACACUGGAAAUAAGUGACCAGCUCGAGCAGUGGGUCGUGUUUAACACCAAGAGCAAGCAUCUGGAAGACUGGCUAAAACAGAUGGAAGAUCGAGUCUCACAGAGCACAGACAGUGGGGUCGAGGAGAUGAUUGAGAGACUCCAGAAGGAUUGUAUGAGGGAAAUAAAUCUCUACAACAGGAACAAGGCACAGCUGAAACAGCUGGGGAGUGAUCUGAUCAAAGCCAGCAGCCCAUCUAAGGCAUCGGAGAUCGACAACAAGCUUAAUCUCAUCAGCAGGAACUGGCAACACCUCCUCGAAGUCAUUGAGGCCAGGGUGAAGAAAUUGAAGGAGACUCUGUGCUCCGAGCAGCUCCUGGACAAGGAGAUGAGUAACCUGCGGACCUGGCUCUCUCGCAUUGAGUCUGAACUUUCCAAGCCCGUCAUUUACAACAUCUGUGACGAUCAGGAAAUUGAGAAGAAACUAGCUGAGCAGCAGGAGCUGCAGAGGGACAUUGAGCAGCACAGUGUGGGUGUGACAUCGGUGCUGAGCCUGUGUGACAGCCUUUUGCUUGACACAGACACAGAGUCAGAAUGCGACUCCAUACAACAGACCACGCGGAGCUUGGACCGCAGGUGGCGCAACAUCUGUGCCAUGUCAGUGGAACGCCGAAUGAAGAUCGAGGAAACAUGGAGACUCUGGCAGAAGUUUCUGGAUGACUAUUCUCGAUUUGAUGACUGGCUGAAAGUUGCCGAGAGGACUGCAGCGCAUCCCAACUCCUCACAGGUCCUGUACUCCCUCGCCAAGGAGGAGCUGAAAAAGUUUGAGACCUUCCAGAGACAGAUUCAUGAGAGCCUGACGCAGUUGGAGCUGAUUAAUAAGCAGUACAGACGGCUGGCCAGAGAGAACCGCACCGAUUCCUCCAGCCAGCUCAAGCAGAUGGUUCAUGAGGGGAACCAGCGCUGGGACAUCCUUCAGAAACGCAUCGCUGCCAUCUUACGCAGGCUGAAGCACUUUGUCAAUCAGAGGGAAGAGUUUGAGAGUUGUCGGGAAUGUAUCCUGGUGUGGCUCACUGAAAUGGACCUGCAGCUGACCAAUGUCGAGCAUUUCUCAGAGAGUGACAUUGAUGACAAAGUACGGCAACUGAAUGCCUUUCAGCACGAGAUCACCCUCAACACCACCAAGAUUGACCAGCUGAUUGUCUCCGGUGAGAAGCUGAUCUGGAAGAUUGAGCCAAUGGAUGCGAUUGCUAUUGAGGAGGAGCUUGAGGAGCUCCAUGCCUACUGCCAGGAGGUGUUUGGCCGGGUCGCCCGCUUCCAUCAGAGGCUCAUGUCCAAACAGCCGAUGAAUGAAGAGAAGGAGGAUCUGUCUGACAGGGAGGCUGACACUGAUGAUGGGGCUGAGCUACGCAAUGCGAGCUGGCGGGAUAAGGCUGAUGGCUCUGAGCUGUCCGCUCAAGGGGCUUUGUGUCAACUGACUCUGCCAGGGGAGCCACAGCAACAUGAGCGAUCAGGGGGUGUGACCCCAGUCAGUGUGGACUCCAUCCCCUUAGAGUGGGACCACACGGUGGAUGUCGGAGGAUCGUCCUCGCAUGAAGAUGAAGAUGAUGGCUUGUAUUUCAGCAAUUUAUCAGAUGUACAAAUCACAGAAAGCCCCGAGGCCUGUGUCAAAAUGACAGAGAGCACAUUGAGAACUUCAGCUGGGAACGUGGGUCCCGAUGCCAUCCCUUGGCACCCGGCCCCCAGCCCCGAGGGCAGCAGGAGGUGUCAGUACCAGCAGACGGGGAUCGCCAUUGGACAGCAUGUGCCUAGCAGUGGCCAAAGCUUGGACCGCAGUCAUGGUGACAGCUAUGCGUCACUGCAGUCAGAUGGUUCCGGAAACAAAGUUAGUGCCAGGCGAGCAGAGAUAUCGCAGCAGCCAGAGCUCGCAGACUCUGAGCAAACGCCAGCAAGCAUUGCCCACUGGCGCCUCCUCAAUGCCAAGGCCUUGAGCGAGGAGCUCGUCAUCAAACAGAACUUACAGCAAUGGCAGCAGCUGAACUCCGACCUGGACGAUAUCUCCUGGUGGCUGGCCCACAUCGAACCCACCCUCAACCAGGCCCUGGGCCUGCAGCCUUCACCCCAGCUUGCAGCCAUCGAGGAGAAACUGCGGGGACUGCAAAACAUCCAGAAGGAGCUUGACAAGUAUAAAGCCCUGGUCAUCUCUGCCAACCUGAGUAGCCGGGAGUUCCUGCAGACAGACAGUGCUGAGGCCCAGGAGCUACAGGCGAAACUACACCAGGUGAAUGGGAACUGGAACAGGACAGCACAGAGACUGGAGCAAUGGAGAGCAUCCUUGCGGAGUGCCCUGACUGGCUGCCAGGAUUUCCAUCGUAUCAACCAUUCUCUCGUGAUGUGGCUGGCUGAAUGUGAGAGGCGGCGAGGCUUGGUCCAGCUCAGUAACCCAGGACUCAGCCUGCACACCCUGACACAGCAUCGCAAGACACUGAUGGAUCUGGAGGCAGAGAUGUUGGAGAAACGGCCACAAGUGAACACCCUGCAGGAAAUCUCUGAGCAGCUGCUGGAGAGCGGGGAGGGAGCUGCCUGUGAUGAGGCCAAUGAGAAGGUCCAUGUGAUUGGGAGGAAGCUGAAGCUGCUACUCGGAGAGAUCACCGCUGACCUACAGACUGUCAACGAGAGGCUGGACGUGGGCUCUGUGAUCUCUGCUGAUGAGUUGGAUUUUCCCACUGCUCCGAUGGGCUGCACUCCUCUCCCACCCCAAGUGGAUCGGAGAGAGGUCCGAAUGGAUAGAGCAGCUGUUCCCUCAUCAACAAAGCGGUUUGAUGGAGAGGUUGUGACCCAGGCGAAGGAUGUCUCAAAAGCUGGAUCCUUUCUGUCCAGGGUUUUGCGGGUGGCAGUUCCCCUACAGCUCCUCAUCCUCCUGCUGUUACUCCUGGCCUGCCUUGUUCCUUUCACCCAGGAGGACUACAACUGUGCCUUGGCAAACAACUUUGCACGCUCCCUGUAUCCAAUGCUGCGAUACACCAAUGGCCCACCACCAACAUGACCCUCCAUGGCUUCCACUGCCCCCUCAACACCCUCUGUCCCAGCCUGACCGCCUUAACCCCUGCCCCCACCCCACCCUACCCACGCCAUUAGUUAUCGGCUGCAGUCUCUUUAGUAAUAACAUUCUCUGCAAAGUGUUUUCCUAAUAACCUGUUGUUACCAAGACUGUUACAAGCCUCUCCUUUCUGCGGGUCAGCUUUCCCUUUAUAUUUUAGUGGCCCUGCUGCCUGUGAGUGGAGCCGAGGUCACUGACCACCGGUGGGUGGAAGAUCCUUACCCCCACACCACCUCCAGUGCAUUAUCCCCAGCCAACUCUGCAGGAUCUCACCCGAGAUGUGGCUCAGGACUCCAGGCACUCCCUUUCUGAGUCCCUUUUGCACAUGGCCCACACACUCACUCUCACCCCCUCCCCUGCAUCCACGCUCUCCCCUAUUCCCGCUUUGUGUCCCAUCCACCCCAGGUCUCCCUCCUCCCUCUCUAUAAAAUCCCCCUCCUUCUCCACUCUUUCUCUACACCAAUUCUCAUUCAUUCCCUAUUCCCUGCCUUCCAUGUUUAACCUCCACCCUCUGGUACUCCACCCUUUCCCAGGCUGGGACUUCCUCCAUUAUGAAGCAGGGAUCUGGUUAAGUCUUGAUUUUAAUAUUCAGCCAACACUGGUCAGUUUGAAUUUGGGAAGUGAAUAUUUUGGAACUAAACAAUGUAAAUAUAUUUGUAUUACAAUGUGUGGGAUUCACAACCCUAUUUCCUUACUGCAUGAUGUAUAAAUGUAACCCUUUCUGGGAUGUUUUGUCAAUUAUGAAAACUGUAGAACAGCUUCAGGGAACUUUACAAUCUGGAAUAUAUUAUUGAGAGUGAGAGCUAUUUCUAUAUUGUACAGUAGACUGUGAUUUUUAGUUGGGGCGGGAAGGGGGCGGUCCUGUGAAAUGAACAGGAUUGCCAGGAGGUUUAAGCUGUAUGUUUAUUGAAUUAAUUUCUGAUCAUGAGGUGAUACAUUGACACAAUCAGGUUCCUGCACCAAACAGCAGCUUCUAUUUGCAUUCAAUCAAAAUAAAUUUGGAACUUUAAUCUCAACAGACUCAUUGAUGAGGAAAAAAUCAUCUUUGAUCUUAUUGUACAUUUCACCAGUUCAGGAACUCUGUGCCGUGAGGUGUAGAUGUUGUAAUGCAGGGUACCCAUUUUACACCCAACAAGCUCACUCAAACAGCAAUGUGACAACAACGGGAUCAUCUGUUUUACUGCAGUUGUUUAAAGGAAAUCUAUUCAAUGAGACACUGAAUGGUGAUUCACUUGCUUUAUUCCAAAACAUAUCGUGCUACAUUUUUCAUCAAUCUGAUUGGUAGAAAUGAGUGCUCACUUUAGUGAUACCAAAAAUAGUGCCCGCUCCCUCAGCACUGACCCUCCGACAGUGCGGCGCUCCCUCAGCGCUGACCCUCCGACAGUGCGGCGCUCCCUCAGCGCUGACCCUCCGACAGUGCCCACUCCCUCAGUGCUGACCCUCCGACAGUGCCCACUCCCUCAGCGCUGACCCUCCGGCAGUGCCCACUCCCUCAGCGCUGACCCUCCGGCAGUGCCCACUCCCUCAGCGCUGACCCUCCGACAGUGCCCACUCCCUCAGCGCUGACCCUCCGGCAGUGCCCACUCCCUCAGCGCUGACCCUCUGAGAGUGCCCACUCCCUCAGCGCUGACCCUCCAACGGUGCGGCACUCCCUCAGCACUGACCCUCCGACAGUUCCUUCAGGUGGAGAGGGGUCCCUGUGCCCCAGUGAGAGUCGGCACCUUCAGGAGGGGAGGGGGACACUGUAUCCCAGUGAGAGUCAGCACCUUCAGGACGGGAGCGGGACCCUGUGUCCCAGUGAGAGUCAGCGCCUCCAGGAGGGGAGGGGGUCCCUCUAUUCCCGUGAGGGUCAGUUUAAUCAGGAGACACAGAGAAGAGUGAAAAUGAAGCUGCUUUUGGACAAUGUAGGUCAAGACACAGUCUGUCUUUGAGGCAAAGCCGCAGUUCUACAUUAACUAAUGUAUCUCUCUGUUAAUUUAUGGCAAUGCUUCCCAGACCUCUCAAUGUGCCUUUACGUCUAUAAUCUGUUUGAAUUUUAUUAAAUAAUGAAAAUAG